Anarrhichthys ocellatus (wolf-eel) is the source of this 1081-nucleotide messenger RNA. RefSeq names its product zinc transporter ZIP6-like. The record is from RefSeq and is a predicted model, not a curated record. The transcript has 4 exons. Gene Ontology annotation, molecular function: monoatomic cation:bicarbonate symporter activity; zinc ion transmembrane transporter activity. Lineage: Eukaryota; Metazoa; Chordata; Actinopteri; Perciformes; Anarhichadidae. Gene Ontology annotation, biological process: zinc ion import across plasma membrane; intracellular monoatomic cation homeostasis. Gene Ontology annotation, cellular component: plasma membrane. The coding region runs from base 101 to 1045 and encodes 314 amino acids.
ACACUCUCUCUCAUUCAUUCUUUAACCGGACCGGAGAGCAGCGCGAGACGUUCACGCAUCAACCGAAGAGGAUAUUAAAAUAGCAUCACGUCACCAGAGGAUGUUGGCGUUGAUGUUGCUCGUCGCCGUGAGUUUGUCCGGCGGCGGCGGGACGUCCGGCUCUGACUGCGGCCCGUCCACCGCGCAGUCGACCGGUGCGGUGCGUUCACUGUCGGCUGUGGUCGACUCGCAGAGAGCCGAGCAGAGCCAGAGGAAACACCUGGAGGCUCUGUUCAACAGAUAUGGAGAAAACGGCACCAUCUCUCUGGCCGGUUUGAAGCGUCUCCUACAGAAUGUGGGGUUGGAUCGCAUCAGGACUGUUAUGGUGCAACAUCACGAGCAACCGGGCCACCAUCAUAACCACCAUCACCACCACCAUCAACACCAGGGAGGCCACCACCUCCACGAAGACCACCACAACAACUCGCACCCCCACAAACAUGCCGACCCUUCACAGCACAGGAAGUUUCCAAAGACCUCUGAGGUCUCCAAAGACCAGGACAGCCACCACAACCUGCACGACAAGAAGACCACGGCGGCGCAGGAGGUCGGCAUCACGGCGGUGUACAGUGCCCAGCUGAUGGCGAGAUCAGAUGGAGUCAAUAAGAGACUAGACGGCAGCCUGGGACCACCUGGUCCUACUGGGGGGGAAACCACCAGAGCGUCUGCUGCCAGACUGGUCACUGAGAGCCAGACUCAGGCAGCUGCAGUCAGCAGGGGGGACCAAGACCACGGGCACGACCACAUGAACCAGGAUGUUCCCCACAACAGAAGUGUGGACAGUGUGGAGUGUCAGAACGCCUCCAGCAUCUUGUCGUCACACGGGAUGUCUCAGGAGGGGGGGGUGAUGCUCGCCGACUUCAGCUUCCUCUGCCCCGCCCUCCUCAGCCAGAUAGACGGCGGCGCGUGCAUCCUGCACGGAGGCCCUGCAGAACACGAGGGGGGAGGUACGAGUCCGUCUGUUCAAACUAACACUGAUGUUCACGUGUCAUGUACAGUUGUGUGAAAAAGUGUUUGCCCCCUUCCUGAUUUCUUAUUUUUU